This is a messenger RNA of Papaver somniferum (opium poppy), 885 nucleotides long. RefSeq lists its product as uncharacterized. Bases 1 to 885 code for a protein of 294 amino acids. NCBI's taxonomy places the organism in Eukaryota, Viridiplantae, Streptophyta, Magnoliopsida, Ranunculales, Papaveraceae. The record is from RefSeq and is a predicted model, not a curated record. The transcript is spliced from 2 exons.
AUGGCACCACGAGGUCCCAAUUUUACAAUAGAAGAAGAUACAAUGAUAUGUAGAAUCCAUUUAGCCAUAUCUCAAGAUUCUGCUACCGGAACCGAUCAACCAGAAAGAGUAUUAUGGAGUCGGAUCAAAGAUAAGUUGGAAGAAGCCCUGCCUUGUAAACCAAAACGUACUUGGACUUCUAUCCAGAGUCGAUUUCAGGGAAUCAGUAGACAGGUUUCACUUUAUUCUGCAAAAGUGUUGGAAGUUGAUGGUGAAUAUCAUAGCGGAUGGAAUGAAGUCUCGAGGGUUGAAGAGAUAAGAAAGCGAUUCAAAGAAAGUAAUGGUAACAAAAAAUUUAAGCACGAAGAGUGCUACGAAAUUCUAAAAGAUAGUAUCAAAUAUUCAGGACGGUCGACGUUUGUGUUUGAUUCAGGCCAAGAAAUGGAAGAUUCUCAGAGUGGUGAGGAAAACGCUGAUAUUGAGGAAACAAUUCCAGGCGAGUCCAGUGAUGAUCUAGAUAUUGGAGAUAUAGAGAACACACGUAAGCGUCAGUUGGGGAAGAAAGCAGCGAAACAACUAAAGAAAACAGGGAGAGCAAAAUCCAAUGCCCAGGAGGAAAUGCUAGAGGAUAUAAUUAAGGAGCAGCAAAGUUUCAAUGAACAUUACAAAGCACAAUCACUAAUGAAGAUGGGACAGAGACAAGCUGAGUUUGAAGCAAUACAAGCUAAGUCUGCGGCAAAGUUUGCGGCGAAACAAGCUAGGCAAGAAAAACUCGAUUUAAAGAAAGAAGCGGACGAUGACUUGGCCAUAAUGUUGAAGGAUGUCUCUACAUUGGACACUGUAACAAGAGAGUACUUCGAACUUCGAAAGAUGGAAAUACUACAACGCAAAAGAAACCAAUCUUAA